AUGGGCCUCUUGGCGCCGGCCGACGCGGCGUUUGAUCCGUUCGACUCGUAUCCGGCAACGAGGCUCCCGCGCGUCCAUGUACAGCGCCUGAUGCAGCACUUCUUAUCUACGAUUGCCUUUCAGUAUUACCCUCUAGACCUAAACAUGGAGUCCAACCCGUUCGUCGUGGCGUGGUGGCCCCUGGCCCUCGCCGACCCGGCCCUGUUCCACGUCUCGAUACAGACGGCGUCCCUGGACGAGGAACUGCGCGCCCGGCGCGGGUUUCCCAUCUCGGAGCUAUUGAUGGCGGAUUCAGUAUCCCUUGUCAGAAGGAAGAUUGCGGACUCAUUAUUGGCGGUCCAGGAUGAGACCAUGAAUGCAGUGGUGACGCUGGCUGCGAUCGAGCACGGCAAGGGCAACUUUGAAGCAAGUCGGAUGCACAUCGAUGGUGUGAAGCGAAUGGUGGACGUCAGGGGAGGCAUCAGCCAGGUGAAGCGGACGAGCCCCCUCACAGCACGAAUGGUUCCAUGGGUAUCUCUGCUCGUAACGGGUACUCCCCAAUUCACAGUACAGGACGAUGAUGGUUUUGGUGACGGAUUGAGUCCGAUACCACAGUGGCGGCUGGCUCCAAGCACUACAGAGCUCGACACCGGCCCGUUCAGCGGUGCAGACAUCGACCACGACGUAGCCAACAUCCUCAGCCGCCUGCUUUACAUAUUCGAACCUCUCGAGCAGCCACGGCUAACCAACGCCGACCUGCACGACUUGACAUGCUUUGCGGUACACAAGCUCUUGCUAUUGCCCGAAACGCCGUCAGGGGGUGGGGCUGGAGAAUCGAGCAGGCCCGCAGUAUCCGAAUGCCUCCGGUACGCCAUGGUCCUGUACAUGCUAGUCCUGCAUGGCACGACAUAUUACUCUCACGUCCAUCUAGUCAUGGCCGUGGUACAGCAACUUCAGAAGCAGAUCGAAGCGCUGGCCGAGUCGCUGCAUCUGCACGGACCCCUGGGAAUCUGGGCCGUGUCGGUCGGCAUGGCCGCAGCAGCAGACAUGGACGACGCGUGCGCGUGGUUCGUGGAGCAGGGUCGCUUUCUUGCCCGCGAGCUCGAUCUCGCCACUUGGGACGAUGUUCUCAUGCAGCUGCAGAGCGUUCUUUGGUCGGAGGGGAACGAACCUCUUUUCCGGCGCCAGUGGAUCAGACUGUUUGAUACGAUACCGUGA
This is a messenger RNA of Purpureocillium lilacinum, 1197 nucleotides long. Lineage: Eukaryota; Fungi; Ascomycota; Sordariomycetes; Hypocreales; Ophiocordycipitaceae. The record is from RefSeq and is a predicted model, not a curated record.